ACCUGAAGCUGCACCCAAACCAAGUGCAAAGUCUAUCUAUGAGCAGAGGAAACGUUACUCCACUGUGGUUAUGGCUGAUGUGUCCCAGUAUCAUGUCAAUCACCUGGUCACCUUCUGCUUGGGGGAGGAAGAUGGCGUGCAUACUGUGGAAGAUGCUUCCAGAAAGCUGGCAGUAAUGGACAGCCAGGGGCGUGUCUGGGCACAGGAGAUGCUACUGAGAGUGUCACCUGGUCAUGUCACUCUGCUCGAUCCGGUCUCUAAGGAGGAACUAGAGUCAUAUCCUCUCGACGCCAUCGUACGCUGCGACGCGGUGAUGCCCCGAGGACGGAGCCGCUCGUUGCUGCUCCUGGUGUGCCAAGAGCCAGAGCGUGCACAGCCAGAUGUCCAUUUCUUCCAGGGCCUGCUCCUCGGGGCGGAGCUGAUCCGUGAGGACAUCCAAGGGGCUCUGCAGAACUACCGCUCCGGACGUGGGGAACGCAGGGCGGCAGCACUCAGGGCUACGCAGGAGGAGCUGCGACGCGGUGCCUCUCCAGCAGCGGAGACCCCGCCCUUACAGCGUCGCCCUUCUGUCCGCGCGGUGAUCAACACCGUGGAACCAUCCGCGGUGCGCGGGCGACCCCAAGUGGAGCCAAUUCCAGAGACUGAGGAAGCGAGGAAACCCGACCCGGCGAGCACGACGACUAGGAGCUCUGAUCCUACCUCCCCAGACCUGGGCCCAAGGGGUCCUGAGCUGGCGGGUCUGCAGGCGGAGCGGGAUGUGGAUAUCCUGAACCAUGUGUUUGACGACGUGGAGAGUUUUGUAUCCAGACUGCAAAAGUCAGCAGAGGCUACCCGGGUUUUGGAGCACCGUGAGCGCGGCCGCAGGACACGACGCCGAGCUGCUGGAGAGGGCCUGCUGACCCUAAGGGCCAAGCCACCCACAGAGGCUGAAUACACUGAUGUGCUUCAGAAAAUCAAAUACGCCUUCAGUCUGCUGGCCCGGUUGCGGGGCAACAUCGCCAACCCCUCCUCUCCAGAGCUGUUACACUUUCUGUUCGGACCUCUGCAGAUGAUUGUGAACACUUCAGGCGGCCCUGAGUUCGCGAGGAGUGUGCGACGACCACAUUUGACCUUGGAGGCUGUGGCGCUGCUCCGCGACAAUGUCACUCCUCGUGAAAAUGAACUAUGGACCUCACUGGGGGACUUCUGGACCCGCCCAGGGGUGGAGCUGCCCCCUGAAGAAGGGUCUCCAUACAGUCCGGAAUUCUACAGCGGUUGGGAACCUCCGGCCACUGACCCGCAGGGCCGCCCCUGGGAGGACCCAGUGGAAAAACAGCUACAGCACGAGAAGCGGCGCAGGCAGCAAAGCGCCCCCCAAGUCGCGGUCAAUGGGUGGGUGAGGUGUCAUCAAGAUCCAGAACUGGAAACUGAGUCCCAGCUAGAAGAGAAAGCCAGAAAAUGGGUUCUGUGUAAUUAUGACUUCCAGGCCCGAAAUGGCAGCGAGCUAUCUGUCAAGCACCGAGAUGUGUUGGAGGUCCUGGAUGACAGGCGCAAAUGGUGGAAGGUUCGGGACCAUCAAGGACAAGAGGGCUAUGUACCCUAUAAUAUCCUGACACCCCACCCUGGACCUCAGGUGCACCGCAGCCAAAGCCCCGCAAUAAACCUAGAGACUAGCCCACCUCCUCCCCCACCUGCUGCAGCUCCAGCCCCCACUCAGGUGCGGCCCCAGUGGGACAGUUGCGACAGUCUAAACAGUUUGGAUCCCAGCGACAAGGAGAAAUUCUCCCAGAUGCUUUGUGUCAAUGAGGAGCUGCAGGCGCGCCUGGCGCAGGGCCGUUCGGGUCCCAGCCGGGUAACCCCGGGGCCUCGAGCCCCGGAGCCCCAGCUCAGCCCACGCUCUGAGGCCUCGGUGGUCCGUGCCUGGCUGCAGACCAAGGGCUUUAGCUCCGGGACUGUGGAUGCGCUUGGAGUGCUGACUGGCGCACAGCUGUUCUCGCUUCAAAAGGAAGAGUUGCGGUCGGUGUGCCCCGAAGAAGGGGCGCGAGUAUAUAGCCAAGUCACUGUGCAGCGGGCGCUACUGGAGGACAGGGAAAAAGUAUCAGAGCUGGAGGCCGUAAUGGAGAAACAAAAGAAAAAAGUGGAAGGCGAGACCAAAACAGAAGUCAUUUGAUCCUGGCUCGUUCACAAAAAGUGAUGAGAUGGUGGGGUUCCCAGCGCCCCGAAAGACAACAGUCACCAGACUCCUCCCCAACGUCAGUGGCAGUAGAGGCCGUAAAGGACCGCCCACCCUGGGUUCCCCGCUGACCUGGCUGGCCGGCGGACUGCAUUGACAGUGCUGACCGGAACCCUUCCAGAGGGACUGAUGGGAAUGGGGAAGGGAACAGAGCAUGGACACUACUAGAAAGGCACGCCCAAGAGGCGCAAUGAUGGCCCUGUGCGUUGUGAUGCGCUAUAAACAGCCUCCUUUUAGGCUAUGUCCACCUGCUGUCCCCCCACACACACACCCCUCUCUUGCCGGCCACCAAGAAGCCAGGAAUCUAGAAGACAUCCGUAUUUUCUCUCCACAAAACUGGAGAUUCCAACCCAGGCUUCCUCUUACGCACCAAUCUAUCCUCGCUCUAAUACUAUCUACGAUCUCUCUCUGGUUCAAAAUCCUUUCCUGUCAACUAGCGUGAGGCCUGGGAUUUUCCUUUCAAAGGCAGAGGGUGUCUCCUUCCACCCUCCAUUUUGGGUCAACCCCUUUAAUCACAGGCAUUUCCGCACUUACUGCUUCUGCUGGUUGGAGCAGCGUCCAUCAAUCUGGCUCAGCGCACCUGCAUUCCGUGGAUGCCUGUGCCAGCCACUAAGGAUUCAGCUAUGGAGAUCGGGAUGCUCCCUGGGCAUGCUAUAGGCUCUUGGGUCUUCCAGUCCCCAGAACUUUCUCCCUGCCAAGUCCUGCAACUUGUCUGGUUUAUUUAGGUGGCUAGUAAGAGCUGGUUUUCUCAUUGAGACUAGAUACCCCUAAGGUAUUUUUUUUUUCCUGCUGUGGCACUUCCCUUUGCAUCCCUAAAACACUUCAAGAGUCACACCAGUGCAGUUGGCCUCUGCUCUCCUGGCAGUUCAGCUCUUACCUGAGCCACCAGGUGGCACACCUCAAAUCCAACCUAGAAAAGCCAGCCUUUGGGCUGACAGCUUCACUAUACCCACUUCGCUCUAGAACACUAUCCACAAUAGAUCUCUUUCCCACUUCCUGUCUACCUCUCAAGCAUGUCUCUUGGCUUCUCCCGACAGAUGGGAUAAAACCUAACCCCAGCAUGAGAGUUGAUGUACAUGACCACUCCAGGUUUAGGGCCCUCUUCCUCCCUUUUCAGGACCCCAAGCAUUGGUUCAUGCUGUUGGCUCUUCUAGGAAUGUCCUGGCCUUUUGGAGUCUAAUCACUGCCUGUCGUUCCUUAUGUCAGCGUUGGGUGGUUAGUUGGUUGAUUGGUUUUGUUGGAGACAGUCUGGAUAUAGCCUCAAAGUCUCAAUUCUCCUGUUUCAGUUUCCUGCAUGCUGAGAUUCCUGGCAGAUGCCCUGCUGCCUUCUUUUCUAAGAAAGUUAAAAACACAAGCAGUUUGCCCAAACUGUUUUUGACUCUGUAGUGAGCUCCCAGGCUCCAGGCUGCAGGCUGCCGUGCAGGCAGGGACUAGCUGGCUUGCUGGAACACCAGAUGCCUCUAGCUCUCUAUGGUCUGGAAUCUGAUCAUUUCUAUCUGCUUAUCCUGACUUCAUCCUUUGUUGAUCACCCUGUCCGUCACUCCUCCAAUCUGUAUCGAUGUACAGCCAUAGGGACCUGUUACAACUCAAGUCAGAUGGCAGUCUGCUGGCCAGACCUCCCACCUCAGAGCUCAAGUCCUUAGUAGAGCCACAUUCCUGCACAAAGCCAGCAGCACUUCAACACUUCCUCUGCUAUUCAGCCCCAAGUUUCUUCCUGCACCUUAGCAUGCCAGGCCUACUCUACCCUAUGACCUUUGCAUCUCAUCACUGAAAAUGGGCUUCCUUCAGACAUAUGGCUUACUCUGCUACCUUCUAGUUCCACAUGUCAUGUCUUGGGUCUACUUUGACUACCAUAAACACCAUACAUACACACCAGAUACAUACCCAACAUACACCAUACACAUCAGCCAUGCCACGCACCACACAAAAUGCACACCACACACACACAGUCCACCCCAGACAACACCCAUCCGCUCACAUCCACUGCCCUUCUCUUUCUCCACAGCACUACAGCUGAAAUCCAUACACUAGCUACCUCUCUCCUACAGAACCUGGCUCCUGGCCUAAGCUACUCACUCCUGGGACUCCAGUAGGUAGGACAGAGCCCAGCUGGUAGUGUAGGCAGUUGCUCCUGACUGUAAGAAUGAAGGUACAAUGAAUCUCAAGACUGCCUCCUACUGUUCCAGCCAAUGUGGCCAUGGAGGACUGAGGGAACUUGCCAUCACUUAUUCAUUUCCCAGAGAAGUUACACUUGCAGAGUUUUCUGUGAUCCAUCCCACAUUUUCAAUGUCAGCCAUUAACUCCACUCCUUUCAGGGGAACUGAGGGCAAAUCUGGGCACUCCAGUCCCUUAUCACAGCACCAUGGGCUUCCUUCUGACCCUUCCCACCUCAUCUGGGAUCCUUUGCUCCAGCUGCUCACUUAGCAAGGUGCCCUCCCCACUCCUGUGAGCAUGCUCCAACCUUGCCUCCAACUGUACCCCAUCCAAAUGGGCUCGGUCAGCCUGAGCCAACAAGCAGACCAAGUCA
Rattus rattus (black rat) is the source of this 4739-nucleotide messenger RNA. It is a transcript of the gene Eps8l1, whose product is annotated as EPS8 like 1. Gene Ontology annotation, biological process: positive regulation of ruffle assembly; regulation of Rho protein signal transduction; Rho protein signal transduction. The transcript has 19 exons. The record is from RefSeq and is a predicted model, not a curated record. Gene Ontology annotation, cellular component: vesicle; plasma membrane; ruffle membrane. NCBI's taxonomy places the organism in Eukaryota, Metazoa, Chordata, Mammalia, Rodentia, Muridae. Gene Ontology annotation, molecular function: actin binding. The coding region runs from base 71 to 2149 and encodes 692 amino acids.